This is a messenger RNA of Microstroma glucosiphilum, 852 nucleotides long. RefSeq lists its product as hypothetical. Gene Ontology annotation, biological process: Golgi vesicle transport. The record is from RefSeq and is a predicted model, not a curated record. Lineage: Eukaryota; Fungi; Basidiomycota; Exobasidiomycetes; Microstromatales; Microstromataceae. The transcript is spliced from 4 exons. Gene Ontology annotation, cellular component: membrane. Bases 78 to 794 code for a protein of 238 amino acids.
AUUCCAACCAACACCUCGUACCACUCCUUACUCAUCCGCAAUCCACCUCUGGUCUCUCCUCACAGCGCUCGACGAGGAUGGCAACCGAUCCAUUUCACACUUUCGCCUCAACCGUCCGCUCCUCUCUCGCAGCCACACGGGAGCUUUCUGAGACCUACAAUUCUCUCGCCUCCGCCUCCUCAUCUUCAGCAGCUGCAGGAUCAAGCGAGCUGAUCACCGCCCAAGAUAGACUCAAUGAUGCGCUUGAGGCCUUACAGCAGGACGUAGAGGAUGUCAGACAGAGUGUGGCGGUGGUCAAGAGGAGUCCGGAGAGAUUUGGAGUUGAUGUGGGUGAGCUGAGGAAGAGAGAGGAGUUUCUGAGAGUGUGCGAGGCGGAGGUCGAGAAACUGCAACGGUCCGCCAGCGUACAAGUGGGAGGCAGGGCGGAGCGCAGGGGUGGGCACUCCUCGAUAGGUAUAGACGACGAUCACGACGACGAGGACCACAAUACGGCGUUCGAGAAGGAGCAACAACAGCUGCUGAUGACCCAGCAAGACACAACCCUAUCCACAAUCGGUCGCACCCUAACCUCUCUCAAAUCACAAGCCUCCACGAUGGGCAACGAGAUCACAGAGCAAGUCGAGCUGAUUGGUGCACUCGAUUCGGAAGUGGAUAGUACACAGGGUAGGCUAGGGAGGGCAAUGGGGAAGAUGGAUGAGCUGGUGAGAAGGGGAGAUGAUAGACUGGGUGGGUGGUGCGUGUGGUUGUUAGUUGUGGCACUCUUCUUCCUCCUGCUGAUAGCGAUCCUCAUCUGAUCGCUCCGACAAGGCACGGCAGACAGUGCCAUCGUAAAGUGUAUAUAUUACCAGACGC